GUGGAGCAUUAAAAAAGCCGAGCCCGGAUCCAAGAGCGACAGAAAAACAGCCUGAACGGUCGGACCGGUUCCUGAUGUAGACCCGGACCACAACUCCUCCUGGUAGCGUAAGUGUUUUCAUCCUGUUCAGAAGAGAAGUGGAUGUGAAUUUAAGUGGGCCACCAUGAAAACGAUCACCUCCAGCAUCUCUCAUCAGUAGCCGGGCAGCAUGGCCUCUGCUCCUCCUUCUUCCAAAGAGGACACCAGUGGCUCAUUAACGCUGCACUGGAGGCUCACACCGACAUAGUUACACACCAGGCAGGACACUGACUUCAAAGAGAACCAAAACUCUCAGAGCUGCAGUACGGGCUCGAUUCCACAUCUGUAUGAACUGCAUUCAGGCGAUUUUUGUAAACAGUAAUGAAACGUGCCAGAGGGGGCACAUGUCCAGGACAGUGACCUCACCGCCGUGUAACAACAUCAGCGACGUCUGUGCUGACAUCUGGGACCAUGUCCUGUGUCUGAUCAGGUGCUUUGGUGGCAGAGCUGGACUGUGCAGCUUGUCCACACGUAGACAAACCUGGACUCUGAGCCAUGUCUCUUCUCUCAGUCUUGAGCAUUGUCUGUGGAUUAAUGCUUCAUGUUUCACUGAGCGCACCCAACACUGACUACUGUAUCCCAAGGAAGACAGUCCCAUACCAGAAUGAGCUGAAGUUGUUCAGAGAAGACGGGAUUUUCAACUACUCCACUAUACUACUGCAAGAAGACCUGGGAGUGCUGCUGCUGGGCGCUAGAGAGGCCAUCUACAGUCUGGACAUCAACAACAUUUCAGUCAAAAAGGCUGUGGUGUAUUGGCGAGUUACCGAGGAGAAGCAGAGGGAGUGCACGUACAAAGGAAAACAAGCUGAGGUGGAAUGCCGUAACUACAUUCGAACCCUGCACAGAGUGAAUGAUACUACAAUGUAUGUGUGUGGCACAAAUGCUUUUAGUCCCGCCUGUUAUUAUAUGACGUUUGCUAAUGGACGGCUGACGCUGCAGGGAAAGCCAGAGGAGGGAAAGGGGAAGUGUCCUUUUGAUCCCUUUCAGAGAUACUCCUCCCUCAUGGUUGGAUAUGACCUGUAUUCUGCUACAUCCAUCAACUUCUUGGGCUCCGAGCCUGUAGUUCUUCGCAGUUCAAACUUGGCUCUCCGCACUGAGUUUAAGAGCUCCUGGCUCAAUGAACCAAACUUUGUCUACAUGGACUUUGUGGAGGAGAGUUUUGAUAGUCCGGAUGGUGAUGAUGAUAAAAUUUACUUGUUCUUCAGUGAGAACGCCAUGGAGUACGACUUCUACAGCAAAGUAGCAGUGUCGCGGGUGGCUCGCGUCUGCAAGGGGGAUAUGGGAGGCCAGAGGACGCUGCAAAGGAAAUGGACAUCGUUCCUAAAAGCUCGUCUGGAUUGUCCCCUCCCUGAGCCCAGUCUGCCGCCCCUUGUCCAGGACGUCUUCCUGCUGAAACACAAAAACUGGAGGGAAAGCAUCUUCUACACUGUUUUCACUCCUCAGUCGAGUCUGUCCCAGGUAUCUGCAGUGUGUGCGUACAAAGUGUCUGCCAUAAGAGAUAUUUUUAAUGAGGGAAAGUUCAAGACGCCUGUUGCUGUGGAGACGUCCCAUGUGAAGUGGGUGAUGUUUACUGGAGAAGUGCCCGUUCCCAGGCCAGGAGCGUGCAUCAAUAACGUGGCGCGUAAAAUGGGGCUGAAUCGCUCUCUGGACCUUCCAGACAAAACGCUUCAGUUCAUCAGAGACCGGCCCCUCAUGGAUGAGGCUGUCCGGCCUCUGACAGGGAAGCCCCUCCUGGUCAAGAAAGGACCCUUAUGGACUCGGAUCGUAGUGGACCGCGUGGUGGCACUAGAUGGACAAACACAUGACGUCAUGUUCAUUGGCACUGAAAAUGGUUAUAUUCAUAAAGCCGUCAACUACGAUGAUGAGAUGUUCAUUAUCGAGGAAAUUCAACUGUAUGAAAACCCUGAGGCCAUCAGCAUCCUGCGCCUCUCAUCCAGCAAGGGCCAGCUGUAUGCAGGUUCACAGUUUGGUGCGAUCCAGAUGCCGGUCAGUAACUGCACCCGCUACGACACAUGUGUGGACUGCAUCCUGGCCAGGGAUCCUUACUGCGUCUGGGACUUUUCCACUCAGCAGUGCUUGUCAGUCCGCAGCGUAUCCACCUCAAAAAAGGCUGCAUUACAGAGUCUAAAGGAGGGAAACGUCUCCCAGUGUCCUCAGCCAGAUCUGGUAGCAGCUGUGGACGUUACACUAAUGCCAGGAAACAACAUCCAGCUGUCCUGUGAGCUCCACUCCAAUUUAGCACAAGUCUUGUGGCGAUUCGCCGAGCAAACAAUUCACUCCAACAACAAAUACUACGUCUACAGCGGAGGGCUCUUGAUCCUGAGUGCCUCUGAAUCAGAUGCAGGCCUGUACACCUGUGACUCAGUAGAACACAUCAGUGGCAGAACAUACAACAGGACCAUGGCCGUCUAUCAUUUACAGCUGUACUCUGGUCCAGAAGCGGGGGAUGCCACUACCCCCGGCAACGACGUGACAAAUUCAACAAAUUCAAGCACAGCUGCACCAGAGGACGACUACAUUGACCCUCUGUCCCCUGAAAACCAGCGUGACACGAGCAGGGUGACUCGUUUAGAGGUAGCCGUGGCUCUGCUGUCUUUGCUCUGCCUCUCCCUGAUGGGGGUCAUAUUUUGGAUCUGGAGUCGGGGACAUUUGGAGUGUUUAAAGCUGGGAUCGAAGCGGGGUUCUGGUCAAAGCGAGGGGAAGAGGCAGUCAGCUGAAUACAUGCACAUCCAGAACAGAACUUCAGAGAUAAAGCUCCUGGGGCCUGAGUCUGGGAGACCUUGCACUUCCAAUAAUAAUCACACCGCUGUUGACUUCAAAGAGAACGGAGAGCACCGCUUCACACCUAUGGCCAACAUUUCAAGUCUGGACGGUCUGGGAUACAUAAAUGAUGAGUCAGAGAUUUGACUCCACUGAGGAAUAUAAUUCAAUCCAAGGCCGGCACUAAUUAUCCUCAUCCAGGUGUACGACUGCUGUUCACAUCACACAUCCUUUUGAUUGGUGUCUUCUUUCUCCUUGCCAACAUCAAGCAUUUCCUCACUUGAACUGGGCAGCUCACAUUCACUUACCAGACUUUUUACACUACAUUUGGUUGUACUUUUUUUUCUUUUAAUUUGUUAUUUUUUUGUACACAGAUUAAUUGUGAAUACAUUUCAUGUAAUAUAUUCUGUACAGCCAAAACCUUAUUUUCCAACUAUUUAUUUUUUUGCAAUGAAGUUUUGUUUUUUGUUUUUUGUUUGUUUCAGCAGUUAUAAUACUUGUGAUCCAAAUCUUAAAAAAUGUACAUACAACACACACUAAGUGAACAAGUAGCAAACACUUGACUUGGCCUCUGAAUUUCAGGUGCGUUUUAUGGAUACUACUGUUAUUGGCAUUCAUACGUCAGAGCGUGUUGUUCAGCUUUGUUAAUGAUUGAUCAGUAGCUUAUACUGUUUUUUCUGGUUGCGCAAAUAGACACAUACCUCUACAUUAAAGCCUCUCAUAUUAAGAGUGUGGUUAGUGUAAAUGGGUGGGUACACACCUAGCUCUAUUUCUAAUUCUUAGUCUGUAAUGUCAUGUUGCAAAAAAAAAAAAAAAAACACAAAAAUUUGUUGGGAUGUAAAAGUGUGGGUGUACAUUUCUGUCAGUGACUUAACUCACACAUCAGAGAAAAAAAAAAACAUUUGAUUUAUGGUUUCAAACUUUCAAGAACUGCAGCACUUACUUAUAAUAACACAAAACUUUAUUGGGAGUUUGACAUGUUUCUCGUUGUCAGUAAUGAUUACCCCUCUGUCUCACACACACCACUGGGAGAUUUAUUGGAAAGCAAUGCAGGAAGCUUAACUGACGGGCUUGUUACCUUGAUGUUUUCUGCAGAUUCAACACACACAGACUCUACAGUUACCUCAGACCUGUUUGUUUUUGUUGAAAAAAAAAAAUAAAAAAAUCUAAGGACAAACUAAAUUAUAGGAAUGUAGCCUGAAUCUGCACUGUGUUUUUCACCCUGUCAUUAACAACUGCACUCAGAGCUGCCUUAUGUUUCAUCUCUAAACAAGUAGAUAUGAAAGGGUUGAAGUGGGUCUGCUAAAUUAUUCAACAGUGCAGUAUAAGAAAGUUAUCAUAACAGAGUCGGCUUAUAUAUUGUAUUUGUUUGAACACCUAAUGAAUGAAUCAAGCGUUGUAAAAAAAAAAAUGUAUUAAUUGUCAAUCCUGAUGUGCCUGUACAUUAAUAUACAACCUUCGCUUUCAUGUUUAGCAUCAGAGCUCAAUACAAGACAUUUACAAACUAUUGUUCUCUCAUGGUUUAUUUUCAGAAGCAGCAGGGGUAAUGCUAAGUUAAAAAAAGAUUUUUUUCACCCUCUAUUAAUCAGUUCAACUCUUCCUCCAAAAGUUUACUGAGGUUUCUGUCUUACUUUUAGUUUCAUCCGGGUUGUAAAUAUAUGAUGCUCCCAGGAUUUUUUUUAAUCCUAUAUUCAGUUUCUUUUAAGAUUUCUGUGUGAAUCAAUGCCACAGCAACAUCUGAACGCUGAUGUUCAGACUGCAUGCUGAGGGUAAGAGAGUUUUUUUUUAUAUAGAAAAAGUGCCAAACCCAACAUGCUGUUUGUUAAAGCUUGUAUUUUGGAGUUUAUUCAGUGAAUCACACCUACAAAUGAUCAAACUCCAAGUAACUCACAGAACAUAAAGCAGAGCCGAGUGAAACUGCAGUGAAAUAUUUCCAUGAGUUUUCAUGGAUUCGACCAUUCACAACAUUGAGGUACAUGAACAGAGGUGCAGGUUAGUUAUUAGCAACUUGUUUCAUUCUUUAAUUAUUCAUAAUUUUUAUAUUCACUUCUUAUUCCACAAAUUAUGCAAAAAUGCAGUUUUGGUCAAAUAAGUCAUCCCUGCACCUCAGUUCUUCAUAAACCUAAAGAAAAGUAAAAGGCUGACUCCAUUCUCUUCAUUUCUCAGGCUUGCUCUUGUUUUGUGAAUUUCAUGAGUCACAAUUCAGGGAUUUGAACUCAUUCUUGUCUUUUUGUUGUUAGAACAUGGAAAAACCCACUGCAGAAUUAAUUUUAUUACUCCAAGAGUAAUGUCAUCUUUUUACCAAAAUGUUUAAACUCAGUCUUCCUGAAUUUAUGUGGUCUGAAUUUCACAAUGUUUUAUUAAAAUACUGUUGCCCACUUCCUUUUCACUUCUGCACAUAUCUCAUAGGUGAAGUAUUUUGAUCUCAAGUGUCUGUUUAUGCUAAAAUAUAAAGAGUGGGCGUACCAAAAAUUGAAUCCUCCUACUUUUCUGGACUGGAAAAUUAAAAUUCUGUCAUGAC
This is a messenger RNA of Sphaeramia orbicularis (orbiculate cardinalfish), 5359 nucleotides long. Its product is annotated as semaphorin-4E. NCBI's taxonomy places the organism in Eukaryota, Metazoa, Chordata, Actinopteri, Kurtiformes, Apogonidae. Gene Ontology annotation, biological process: positive regulation of GTPase activity; semaphorin-plexin signaling pathway; positive regulation of cell migration. Bases 574 to 2985 code for a protein of 803 amino acids. Gene Ontology annotation, molecular function: chemorepellent activity; semaphorin receptor binding. Gene Ontology annotation, cellular component: plasma membrane. The transcript is spliced from 15 exons. The record is from RefSeq and is a predicted model, not a curated record.